Messenger RNA from Coffea arabica (coffee), 1044 nucleotides. Lineage: Eukaryota; Viridiplantae; Streptophyta; Magnoliopsida; Gentianales; Rubiaceae. The record is from RefSeq and is a predicted model, not a curated record.
AUGGGAAUUAUUCAACCUAACAGUAGCUUAUUUGCCUCACCGGUGUUGUUGGUCAAGAUGAAGGAUGGGAGUUGGAGGUUCUGUGUGGACUAUAGGCAGCCCAAUGAAAUCACAAUGAAGGACAAGUUCCCUAUGCCACUGAUUGAUGAGCUAAUUGAUGAGUUGCAUGGAUCUAAGUACUUUACCAAGAUAGAUUUGAGGGCAGGCUAUCACCAAACUAGAGUCAAAGUGGAAGACAGACAUAGGACUGCAUUUAAGACUCACCAGGGGCUAUAUGAAUUCAAGUUCAUGCCAUUCGGAUUGACUAAUGCCCUUGCUACAUUCCAGAGUUUAAUAAACCAGGUUUUCAAGGAGCAGCUGAGGAAGAAUUACAAAAAGGGAAGGAAAAAUGUUGUUGCAGAUGCACUAUCCAGGAGAACAAACAAGGAAGAAGAGGAGUAUGCAGAGGUGACCUGUGCUAUCCCUGAAUGGGUAAGGGAGGUGAUGGAGAGCUUCCAAGGAGAUGAGGAGGUUCAGAAGAUGAUCAAGAAGUUGUACUCACCUCAGUACUCAUGGAGUCAUGUCACUAUGGACUUCAUUGAAGAACUACCUACUUCAGAAAGGAAAGACACUAUUAUGGUAAUAAUGGACAGAUUCACAAAAUAUGCUCAUUUUACUAGUUUAACACAUCCUUUUGAUGCCCCAACAGUGGCCAGAGUCUUCCUGGAUCAGGUUUGCAAGCUGCAUGGUGUGCCACUAAGAAUGUUAUCUGAUAGGGAUAAGAUUUUUACUAGUCAAUUUUGGAUAGAAUUAUUCACACUAUUGGGAACUGAAUUAUGUCUAAGCACUGCAUACCACUCUCAGACUGAUGGACAAUCUGAGAGGGUGAAUCAGGUGUUGGAAAUGUAUCUAAGGUGCAUGACUCAUUUGAAACCAAAGAGGUGGAACAUAGGGCUAUCUCUGGCAGAGUGGUGGUAUAACACAACUUAUCAUACUGCCAUUCAGAUGAGCCCCUUUGAGGCUCUAUAUGGAAUGGAACCCUCCCCCCCUCAAACUUGGCCUUAG